AUGCUGAGUGAAAUCGAGGCAUUUACAAUAGCGGUGUCAGCGGAUUAUGGCGCGAAAAGUGAAUCGGAUCAGCUGAAUGUUGUUAUUGAUCAGUUUUUUUUAGAAAUGUUCCCUUCAGCAAAAAAGACGAAUAGACUCCUGUAUGUUUUCCUUUUUCAUUUUCGAUUAAAGCAACGUGUCAAGGAGAGUGACAUAGGAAGGAUCAUUUUCAAACGAGCCCUUCACUGUUCUGUGUUGCCUGUGAAGAUUCAACAACAUUGGCAAUCUAAGUUACAAGAUGCUGGAAUUCCAGAUCCAGAAUAUAGUAUAAAAUGGAUUGCAGAGCAUAUCAACAGACUCAACUUAGAGCAGCAGAAAUCAAAUGAUAAUUCAUUUAUGAAAAUUGACUUCUUUGAUGAGUUUGAGAAACUUUGCAGAAGACGAAUGAAAAGGGAACCUGUUCAAUAUAUCAUUGGAGAUUGGGAUUUUCGUUCACUAAAUUUGCUUAUGAGACCACCUGUUUUCAUUCCAAGAUCUGAGACUGAGGGUUUGAUUGAUUUGAUAAAUGAAACAUUGACCAAAGAUGGAUCAUUGGAUAGCAACAUACUAGAAAUCGGCUGUGGAAGUGGUGCAAUUUCGCUAUCACUAGUAAAAGAGAAUCCAAAGGCUACUUGCACCGCUGUUGAUAUAUCGAAAGAAGCUUUUGCUUUGUCGAAGAUUAAUAGCGAAAGGUUGGGACUUUCCUCACGAUGCAAAAUCAUCCACAGUUCAUUUGAUGAUUAUUUGAAUGGACAUAAAACCGGAGAGAAGUUUGAUGUUAUUGUCAGCAAUCCACCUUACAUUCCAACUAAGGAUAUGCAGAGCUUGCAGCCAGAGAUAUCAUUGUAUGAAGAUAAAAGGGCACUGCAUGGAGGGGAAACUGGCUUAGAUUUGGUAUCGAAAUUUCUCUCGGCAGCACAAUUGCUUUUGCGAAAGGGAGGCUUUAUUUGGUUGGAAGUUGACUCAUCGCAUCCUCCAAUGAUUCGGGAUAUUGUCAAACAGGAAUACGGAGACACACUUCGCUAUGUUGCAUCGCAUCUAGAUAUUUACGACAGGCCUCGAUUCUGCCAACUACAAUUGUUAUGAUAUAUGACGAUGUUUGCGAUCGAUACAACAUUGGAAGGAGGCUGCAAACCGUUAAAAUUGUUAUACAAUACAUCGAGGAAUAAUAGGAACACACUUACAACCUCAAAGGACAAUGUAUUUUAAAUAUUGCAUGUGAUAUGGGUAGAUUUUGCGUUUAACUCGCAAUGUGAAAGUGAGUUCUGGGUCAGCUGAAAGGAACACCUCUUUAACCAGUCAAGUUUUCAAGGACAAAUUUUGCAAAACGUUUUAACCCAAUAAUUAUGUAAAGCUUUUCGCGAAGGAAUGUAUUAUUUGUAAAUGUAAAUGGCUUUGAAAAAAGCAAACAUUUAGUAAACUAAAGCUUUUCGUCUGACACUUUUCAGAGUUUAAAACGUCAGAACAUAGAUCGAAAACUCUACGCUAAGAAAUAUAUAUACCCAGUUGUGGAUCGAAAUAGGCCAAUCAGAAACACGAGCACAUGACUGUAAAGGUUGACCAAUCAGUGCUGCUUGCCUAUUAGAAUGUUACCAAUGGAGUCCUAAGGUGAAAACGAACUCCUUUUGUCUACACAGUAGCGGUUUUUUCGUGCUUAUGUAGAUAGAUUCUAAAACUGCUAGGUGGAACGACGAUCGGGCUUUACCAAUAAUCGUAAACAUGUCGCCAUUAUAGUUUUUUGCACAAUCUUGGUUUUCUAGUAAAUGCUGCCCGAUAGCAGAAUCGCAGGUUUUAGUUGUAAUUUUAGAUUUGCAAGACCGAGGUGGCUGUUCUCUUUGGGGAUGGGUUUUGUUUCUAAUAUUAGACGGAACAUGUUGUUUUAUUCUAUCCUCCAAUCUUUGGGUAGUGCGUCCUACGUAGCCAGAAUCACACUGGCACGUAAAUUCAUAUACAACAGAAAUUUUUUGUGUGGCAGGAACGCAGUCCUUUUGAAUGGACGGAAGGGCCUUUUUCGUACUAUAAACAACACGUGGGUUGACCGCAAAGAAACAAUUUGUAAUGGCCUGUUUGAUUUGGCUUUCAAAACGUAGGGAACUGUCACCGAUCCAGGGUAGUUUUAGACAGACCGGGCACUUUUGAGGACCAAAUUUUACGUCAGCCGAGAAAUUUCCUAUCUUCUACUCAAUGUAAACUGAAAUAACAUCCUCUGGAUAGCCGUUCUCCAGAAAAUUCUUAGUUAGUUUUUCAAGUUCUGAGUCGAGUUUAGACUUGGAACAAAUCAUCAGUGCCCUAUGUGUAAGCGUUUUGAUGAGGCUGAUUUUUCUUUGUUUGGGCAAAACGAACUCCAUCGUGUGUAUAACCCCGAAAAUGUGGGUUUACGGUAUACACUAGUAAGAAAUCCAGUGUUAGAUUUUUCAACCAAAACAUCUAAAAAUGGCAAGGAGUUAUUUUCUUCCUUUUCAAAUGUAAAAUGUAGGGCUGUGUGAAGGCCAUUAAGGCGCUUUUUGAAAAUGGAAUAUGUGUCAUCCACAUACCGAAAAUAGACACCUGGCUUUUGGUCGUAGUCGAACAAACGCUCUUCAUGAAAGCCAGCAAAGAUAUUGGCCAAGGCCGGUCCCAGAGGGCUACCCAUAGCGACACCAAUUUUUUGUUGGUACAUUUCAUUGUUAAAACUGAAUUCAACUGAACGUGUUGCAGUUUCCAUCAGUUCAAUGAAUACUUCCUCUGGGAAUGGUGGGCUAUUAAGCUUGCUCCGGUACAAAGCGUCGGCACAUAUUUUGAUGGUAUCAUUUAAAGGGACAUUUGUGAAAAGACUGCCAAUGUCAAAAGAACACAUGAAAGAUGUUUCGUCUUUGAUGUUCAAGUUUUGCAUGAACUCAGUGAAUGUAAAAGAGUCCUUGAUACAAUGUUUUGAAUAUUUGCAUUUACUAGAAAACCGCUACUUUGUAGACAAAAGGAGUUCGUUUUCACCUUAGGACUCCAUUGGUAACAUUCUCAAUAGGCAAGCGGCACUGAUUGCUCAACCUAUACAGUCAUGUGCUCGUGUUUCUGUUUGGCCUAUUUCGAUCCACAACUGGGUAUAUAUAUAUUUCCUAGCGUAGAGUUUUCGAUCUAUGUUCUGACGUUUUAAACUCUGAAGAGUGUCAGACGAAAAGCUUUAGUUUACUAAAUGUUUGCUUUUUUCAAAGCCAUUUACAAGUUUUGUACCACCAAAAGAUUGUUUGAAUGUAUUAUUCCUCCCCCUACAAUCUAUUUCAUGGUAUUGUAUAUUGCCUGAGCUAGGCUUCUUCAAUUAAAGCACCAUGUUACGAUAUACGAGGUAACUGAUGACACUGAUUGGUUAAAAUUUCAUGAUUUUAUUAAACCAAAAUGCAAAGUAGCAACUUUUCGUAAGAGUCUGUAUGCUCCUUAUUUGGUUGUUAUUUGGGAAUUAAGCUUCUUUACCUUCUUCUGAGGUGGUUUUUCCACUACAACACGUUGAAAACAUCACUGUAUUCAACAAA
This is a messenger RNA of Rhopilema esculentum, 3521 nucleotides long. Its product is annotated as MTRF1L release factor glutamine methyltransferase. The record is from RefSeq and is a predicted model, not a curated record. Gene Ontology annotation, molecular function: protein methyltransferase activity; nucleic acid binding. NCBI's taxonomy places the organism in Eukaryota, Metazoa, Cnidaria, Scyphozoa, Rhizostomeae, Rhizostomatidae. Gene Ontology annotation, cellular component: mitochondrion. Gene Ontology annotation, biological process: protein methylation.